UGUCAUAUGACAGUUCAAGUGGUGGCGCCAACUUAAGGUUUACGAAUAUAUUGUAAACUACAAUGGACAAAGUAGAGGAACUGAGGGAACAAGUGCAGGAGGCAUUAAAUGUGUUCCAACAAAGGCAAAAGAAGAAAAAACUUUACCUCCAACAAAUACACAAGACUAUUCUAGAAAUUUUGGUCAAACACGUGAGCGAGGACAUUCGACUUAAUAUCGAAACAUACUUUGAGGGAAGAAAUGAGCGUCUUCAUACAGUCCUUAAGAAUAUUGACGAGUCCCUCAACCAGGCCUCGGAGUCCUAUGAAAGAUCUUCUAAAUACAGGUCAUUGCUAAUUAAUGCGUGCAAUACCAAUAUUGAACCAGAGGUCAAGAUUGACGGCGACCACAUCUUGUUACAGGGCAAAGGACUCAGCGAUUUAGAAAACGUAUCCAAAGAAACAGAACAGUUUGUGAUGCAGAUCAGUGAGGUGCAAGACAAGUAUUGUUCUCUGUUGACCAAUAUUGAGAACAGUAUCACCCAGAAGAUUAGUGACAUUCUAAAUGACGCGGAAGCCCAGAUGAACAACAUUGACCAGGAGAGGAGUCAGGUGGUGAUGUCCCUCAUAAAGUCGAGCAACGAUGAGCUAGAGAAGGCUGUGCAAGUCCUCGAGACAAUGGAGAUGAUGAAACAACAAAUGGAAGUCUUUUUUCAAAUUUUGAGGAAACCCAACGCAGUACCUUAA
Homarus americanus (American lobster) is the source of this 725-nucleotide messenger RNA. RefSeq lists its product as uncharacterized. The transcript is spliced from 5 exons. Bases 63 to 725 code for a protein of 220 amino acids. The record is from RefSeq and is a predicted model, not a curated record. NCBI's taxonomy places the organism in Eukaryota, Metazoa, Arthropoda, Malacostraca, Decapoda, Nephropidae.